AAUCUGCUUACACGUGGCGAUGAACUGUUCGUGGGUUUGAUUCGGUUGGGUAUAUUCCAUAGAAUAGAAGCUCAUCUUUAUAUAUCUGAGUUGCUUUGAGUUGUAGUUUUUGUCUUCUAAUUUUCGUCCUAUCCAAAAUCCUUCCUAUAGCCAUGUCUGCCUUUGUUGGCAAAUAUGCAGAGGAGCUGAUCAAGACUGCCAAGUACAUCGCCACUCCAGGGAAGGGUAUCUUAGCAGCAGACGAGAGCACCGGCACCAUCGGCAAGCGUCUCUCCAGCAUCAAUGUCGAGAACAUCGAAUCAAACCGCCAAGCUCUCCGCGAGCUUCUGUUCACCUCUCCCAACGCCCUAACCUACAUUUCCGGCGUCAUCCUCUUCGAAGAAACUCUCUACCAGAACACCUCCGACGGCAAACCAUUCGUCGAACUCCUCCAAGAAAAUGGCGUCGUUCCCGGCAUCAAAGUUGACAAAGGAACAGUCGAACUAGCCGGCACUGAUGGAGAAACAACAACUCAAGGCUUCGACUCGCUCGCCACUCGUUGCCAGCAGUACUACAAGGCUGGCGCUCGAUUCGCGAAGUGGCGUGCAGUUCUGAAGAUCGGUCCUACCGAGCCGUCAGAAUUGGCGAUUCAGCAGAAUGCUCAGGGAUUGGCUCGUUAUGCUAUUAUUUGUCAGGAAAAUGGAUUGGUGCCCAUUGUGGAGCCGGAGGUGUUGACUGAUGGGACUCAUGAUGUGAAGAAAUGUGCUGCUGUGACUGAAACUGUUCUUGCUGCUGUUUAUAAGGCUUUGAAUGAUCAGCAUGUACUUCUUGAAGGCACUCUUCUUAAGCCUAACAUGGUUACUCCUGGUUCAAGUGGCCCCAAGGUAUCACCAGAGGUGAUCGCGGAGCAUACAGUCACCGCAUUACGCCGGACAGUUCCACCAGCAGUUCCAGGCAUAGUAUUUCUCUCCGGCGGACAAAGCGAACAAGAGGCGACUCUGAACCUCAAUGCAAUGAACAAGCUUUCAGUAUUGAAGCCAUGGACACUAACCUUCUCCUUCGGACGAGCUCUGCAACAAAGCACACUCAAAACAUGGGCCGGGAAGAAAGAAAAUGUUGAGAAAGCUCAGCAGACAUUUCUGCUUCGGUGCAAAAGUAAUUCCGACGCGACGCUCGGAAAGUACGAAGGAGAAGCUGCCGGUGGUUUGGCUUCUGAGAGCUUGUUUGUUGAGGGAUACAAGUACUAGAGGAUGAUGAAAAUGAUUAAUACUAUAGUAUAAUUUUUAUGCAUGUUUAUAUGUAUUAAAUGUUAAUCUUCUCUUCUCACCAUGCUAAUUGCUUUUGAUUACAACUAUGUAUAAUUUCAAUAUAGAUUGGUUCAUUUCCAAA
This is a messenger RNA of Mercurialis annua (annual mercury), 1368 nucleotides long. Its product is annotated as fructose-bisphosphate aldolase 5, cytosolic. Gene Ontology annotation, cellular component: cytosol. The coding region runs from base 153 to 1226 and encodes 357 amino acids. The transcript has 3 exons. The record is from RefSeq and is a predicted model, not a curated record. Lineage: Eukaryota; Viridiplantae; Streptophyta; Magnoliopsida; Malpighiales; Euphorbiaceae. Gene Ontology annotation, biological process: fructose 1,6-bisphosphate metabolic process; glycolytic process. Gene Ontology annotation, molecular function: fructose-bisphosphate aldolase activity.